GGACAACGCGGGUGGCCCUGUGCUGGCAAAGACGAAGAUCACUUUUCCUAUAUCUAGGUAAUAUCGUCGCGACUUGAUCAAUGCCUCUUUCCAUACGUCCAGAAGCAAGCGAAAAUGGCUGAGAAGAAGCGCAACACGUACAAUAUCCUGAUCGUGGCCUUUGUGGCCUUGGGUUCGUUUGCCUUCGGGUACUCUAAUACCAUCAUCGGUACGACUCUCGCUCAACCUUCUUUCAUAUCAUAUUUCGGCCUUGACGAAAGCUCCAACAGAAACGAGAUUGCUGGCGCCACCAAUGGCAUUUACACAGGAGGAGGCCUACUGGGCGCCCUUUUCGCAUCCUGGUCCGCAGAAAACCUUGGUCGAAAGAAAUCAAUCUUCAUUGGUGCUGUUCUUGCCACCAUUGGAGGUACGUUGCAGGCUGGUUGCCCUCAGCAUAUCGCCGCGUUUCUCGUCUUCCGGUUCAUCAACGGGCUAGGAGUUGGUAUGCUCUUGCCGCUCGUCCCCUUGUACCAGAGCGAAGUAUCUCCUCCUCAUUCCCGUGGUAUGAUGGUUGGAUUUCACGGUAUCUGUGUAACUAUUGGCUACGCAUCUGCAAGCUGGGCAGGGUUCGGGUUUUAUUUUGUCAAUGCCAGCGGCGCGCAAUGGCGUCUACCUUUGGCAAUCCAAGCUAUUCCGGCGCUCUUCUGUGCCUUAGGAAUCCUCUUCAUGCCUGAAUCACCUCGUUGGCUCAUUUCUCGAAAUCGAGCUGAGGAAGCACUCAAGAUUGUCCAGCGGCUGCAUCGAGACGAGACCGACCCGGAGGAUGUGUUCGCGUUCAGGGAAUACCAGCAAAUAAAGCAGCAAUACGAGAUUGACAAGAACAAUGAGGUAUCUUGGAAAGAGAUGUUCGUCAAAGCCUCGUACAGAAAACGUGUCAUCAUUGGUGCCAUUGUAAUGUUCGGAUCGCAGACAACAGGUACCACAGUGAUUGCAAACUACGGACCAGAGCUUUACAGCGCGCUUGGCUUCGGCACCACGAUGCAACUGUUGUUCUCUGGCUGUUAUGCUAGCCUUGCGCUUUGCGGCAAUUUCUUCAACGCUUUCACUAUCGAUUACAUUGGCCGUGUGAACGCUCUGAAGAUUGGCUGGAUUGGAGAUGCCAUUGCCUUGAUUGGCGAAUGUGCAGCGCUGAGUACUUUCGAGAGGACUGGAUCACACGCAGCAGCUGUUGCAAGUGUUUUUUUCCUCUUCCUGCACAUUGCACUGUUUGCGUUCAACAUCGAUGUGACCACAUACGUUUACACAUCUGAGAUCUUCCCAAACCAUAUUCGGGCAAAAGGAAUGUCAGCAUCCAUCGUGGCUUACUGGAGUUCGCUCCUUAUCUACUUGGAAGUUGCUCCAACGGCGUUUGCGGACAUUGGUUGGAAAUUUUACCUGGUCUUCUUGAGCCUGCUGGUUUGCUUCAUUAUGCCGUUGUUCUUCUACUUCCCCGAAAGCAAAGGCUUGUCGCUAGAGGAAAUUGCUCGUCUUUUCAACGACGAGACUACCAGUGUCAGGCUCGAUGCACCGGGAACGAACCAGGAGAAACAGGACAUUGGCAAAGAAAAGGAGCUGGUCAGCCAAACCGAAAAUCUCCAGGAGAAAGCAUAG
Molecule: messenger RNA, 1629 nt
Organism: Exophiala xenobiotica
Lineage: Eukaryota; Fungi; Ascomycota; Eurotiomycetes; Chaetothyriales; Herpotrichiellaceae
Exons: 8
Coding region: 115-1629 (504 amino acids)
Biological process (GO): transmembrane transport; carbohydrate transport
Cellular component (GO): membrane
Molecular function (GO): carbohydrate:proton symporter activity
Source: RefSeq, a predicted model, not a curated record